AUGGACGUGGAGGAUGCAGCGGCUGAAAGUCUUUCUCAGGCAGCACUGGAUGUCUCACCCCUCAAUCGUGAUGUGCGAUCUCCCAAGACAUCUCCACUACCUUCCAUCAUGAUUUCUACUGUUUCUUCUCCUCUCUCCUCUCAAGACCGAGAUUCAACUCGUCUCCCAGUGCAAAUGCGUCAUUAUAAUGACGCCAGCUUCGUGUUCCCUCAUCACGAACAUGGCCUUAUGCCAUCAGACCUCCAGGCCAGACACGUCAAGGAAGGUAGGAUCGAACCAACUGCAGGACCAUCUUGGGUGCCCUCAGAGGCUCAUGGGCUACACAGCACCUCUCCUGGUGCUCGUACUGGGAAUCUGCCUUCGUCUAACAUCGAAAACACUCCCAUCGAACAAGUGUUUCAGGUCGAUGACGAACAAAUUUUGCAACAAGGUUUCGUAGAGAUCAUGAGCAUAGUCGAACGGCUGUCUGCAAGGACACGUUUAUCUCUCUCUAAUAUACUUGCACGAUGGACUCACAAACUGUCAUCCGACCACAUUGCGUCUCAUUACGACCACGCUUAUCAGCGCUUUUGUCAACAUUAUGUGAAUACUUCGGACGCUGCUUCAUUGCCAGCCUUUCCAUCCAGCUAUUCCCUCUUUCGCAUGGCACAAGGUGACAAGGUUGAUAACCUAUUGGAGAAAUUCAACGAGUUUGAGCUCGUGUCUGGCCAAGGAUACACUUCAACCGAGCGUCGUCGGGAUUUCACCCAGUGUUUCAAUCAAUUAAAACACCUGGCCGAGAUUCAUUCGAAAUUAUAUGGUUUCGAGAUGGCGUUUGUCAUGGCCGGCAACAUACCGAAUGCUGACUCUGACCUUGCGGACGUAUUCGCCACGAAAGAAGCAAGAGGAUUUUUUGAAAUGCGUUGCGGUUCAGACGACAACACUUUGAUCUCCCACCUGAAGGCACAUAUUUACAACAAUGUAUCUCUUGGGAUCCUAAAUAGGGCGCAGACGAAUAAGCUACAGAAUCAUGUCCAGGAUGCUACGUUGUCAGAACCCAAGGCAACACUUACCACGACUGGGCCUGUGAACCAGCAAAGCAAUUCAAAAAACCUCACAAAACAUGAAAAAAUUGUAUCUAUCAAGUCCAUGGGGCGAAAAUUGAUGGAGAAAGUUGGUAUCACCACUUCCGACCUAUUUCCGUGGAAGAGGAUGCUAGAAGUUUUAGCUGAUGCUGGAGCCAUAUUGGUCAACUAUCCUGAGGUUGUCAGGCUGCCCUUGCCUACUUCCGCGAAGAAAGGCAUCACUCAACUGACGAAGGUCGAGAUUGACAUGCUCCACGCGGCAAUGACGCGUACAAGGAACCCUUUUGAUAUCCAGAAAUAUGAGGGGAAGCUCGAAGACCUACAAUCGUCACUCGUCCCCGUAAUCUACGGUGGUUCUCCUGGCCCUGAUUCCCAAGGAAAGACGGGUUUGAGGUUGUUUCGGAAUGGUAGGAGCGUAAACCGAGGUUCCCGCCGAAUGAGUGACGACGAGGAUGCUGAGGAAAAUUCUGGAACCGAAGAAGGAUUCCCCAUCCUGGAGGUGCCGGUGGCAGCAGAUCUACCUGUUAGUGGGAACGACGCGAUCGAGUCGAUCGAGUCGGAUUCUGAUGCAGAGAUCGAUCAGUUAGUGUCAUCCUCCCCACCACUCGCUCGGCGCACUCGCUCCCACUCAGCGAUGAAGGUUGUGUCUUCAAGUCGUCGAAUGAACUUACUCAGUGGCCGCCAAGUUAAUCCAGGUGCCGCAGGGAGAGAUGCUAUCUCUGAAGAGCCUCUGGCCGACGAAACUUCAUUGCACCGACCACUGCUUGGCACUAAGCGUAAAAGGGAAAUUUCUGCGGGCGACGAUGCAAAUAUUACACAGCCGUUAGCACCCCCUCAAAUUGGCAUUACGGCUCAUAACACAGAACCUAGCUCGAGUGCGCAAGACCUUCGGAUGCCCCAAAACGAAGGAUUACUGGCCAAUUCGAUGCCCAGUACGAAACGUCCACGGGUUCAUUUCGAAAAUUCCAUAGCAGACGCUGCUGCGGAUCACAGCCUCCGUCAUUCGCAGUGUACGAGCGAAGGUAACACCUAUGUCACGGAACCGAGCUCAGGCUCGCCACUGCACCCAGGCAACACUAGUCUCACGGUUGGAGCGACGCAUCUUCCUCAACCGACGCGCGAUAACACUGUUGAGGCCACUGGGUUAGAUGAUAGUGGGGGCGCAGACCAGGAGCUGAUCGAAGAAGUGGACCAGAGAGUGACCUCUGAUCCUGGGAGUCUCAAAUUCAUGGGCGGCACUCCUCUCACAGACAGACGCAGUCACGACGUCACCAGUAUUGGUUCUGAUCUGGUGGAAGGCAAGCCAUCUCUAAUGGGGAAUAGAGAAGCGAAGACCGACCAUGACGGUAUUAAGCCAGUUGCCGGUGGCUCAGUCAUGCAACACAAUACUGACGUGCAUGCCAGUGGUCGUGUCAUGACUGGCGAAGCUGUGGGUGCGUCGAGGAGCGUUGUCAGCGACGUCCGAGAGGCUCAGCACCCUCCAGCAUCGAUCCCCCCUUACAGUCCGGUGAUGCCGGAACGUGCGCAACCCACCCUCCUCGACGAGGCUAGCCACCCUCCCACAUCAAUUCCCCCUCAUAAUUUGGUGAUGCCGCAUGCACAACAAUUAUGGGCACCGUACGCUGCACCUGGAAAUUAUAUGCAUUCGUCAUAUCGCCAAGCGCGUCCUCUGCCCACAUAUCCGGAACGAGGGCGCCAUGACGAUGCCCCUGCAAUGGCUCAGUAUCAGGGUACAAUGUAUGAAGACGGACGAAGUGGUGGUUAUGUGCCGUAUUCUAGUGGCGCAGCUUAUCCUGCAGAACUCCAGUUCCAAGGUCCACCAUAUGGCUAUGGUCCCGACUACACUACAAGUUAUGUCUCACCUCACGGAUACCCUCCACAAUCUUAUGCGCCGUACCAUUCACCGAUGUACCGAAGGUAUGGUUCUAUGCCUCCUCAGGGAUUAGGAGAUGCUCCGCUGCAGCAGGGCUAUGGCGCGCUCCACCCUCAAGCGGGCUAUCUAUCGCCAUUCCCGUACAAACCAUCGCCAUCUCCAACUUCCUUUCCUUUGUUAUCUCCACGAGAACCUUUAACUUCGUGGCCUCCCAUACCGCCGUCGACCACCGGAGAGCCACCGACAGCUAAACCCCGGAAGUCUUCGCUGUAUACUCCAGAGCAUCUAGCAAUGCAUCCCGACGAGCUACGAGAAACCUCGACAUCGUACGCUGACAAGCCUCCGUCAUUCUCUCGGGACGAUCCAGCGCCUCCUCAUUGGGAUGCUGCUACCGAUGCCCGCAACCGCCUGCCAGUUGUGCAACAAUAA
Sparassis crispa is the source of this 3366-nucleotide messenger RNA. RefSeq lists its product as hypothetical. The transcript has 8 exons. The record is from RefSeq and is a predicted model, not a curated record. Lineage: Eukaryota; Fungi; Basidiomycota; Agaricomycetes; Polyporales; Sparassidaceae. The coding region runs from base 1 to 3366 and encodes 1121 amino acids.